Messenger RNA from Coregonus sp. 'balchen', 8909 nucleotides. The record is from the annotation of a GenBank genome assembly. Lineage: Eukaryota; Metazoa; Chordata; Actinopteri; Salmoniformes; Salmonidae.
GAAAACGUGCAAAACCCAGGGGGCCAGUUGACCUGUGACAAUCAGAAAGACCCCCCGUUGCGACUCUUGUGACGGACAGGUAUCCAAGUUUAUCUGACAACGUUGAAAUUUUGCCCACCUAUAUGGCGUCGGAUGACAUUUGGAAAGUCUGUGAAUUGGACACGAAACUUCGACCUCUUGGAAAGAGUGAGUAGGCUAACUCACUAAUGAGAUAUCAUGUUCACUGCGUUGUCGUUGUGCUGUAAUUGUUCUGUAACUGUAUACAUUUAGAAGCAGAUAGAUAGCCUACUUAACGUUACCUUCACUGUGCAAUGCUAGGGGGCAACAUAACAAAGACCCAUGCCAGCACUCCUUUGAGCACAGACGAAAAGGUUAUAAAGUAAGACAUUUUGUAUUAUUUCAGGUUCAAUUAGAGAUUAUUAGAGAAAUGAGUAUAAUGUACUAAAAUGUAUCCAAUAGGCUGGUAGCCUAUUGUUAGAGGACAGCGGAACUGGAUACAAGUGCUUUUUUAUUGUUACAAUUAAAACAACCGCGCGUCAGCCAUUCGCCUUCAUUAAGUUCAUUUACUGAUAAAAAAAAAUGAAGGAGGAUUUUAUAUAUUAUUUUAAAGUGGCCCAGGUACCACAAUCACAAUCGGCAUGCAAAAAACAUGAUGUUGUGGUGGAAAUUCAACACCAGGGACACCUGAAGUCAAUAUUAAAUGAAUCACUCUUUAUUAUCAAGGCUGGAGAGGUUCACAAACUCAAUACAAGCUUGAUGAAAACUCUGAAAAGGGCGUUCCCUUUCAGUCCUUAUAUAUUGCUACACAAACAAGUCAUAUAAGCAUGAUAUACAUUAUUCAUUAUUAACGUUGGUUCCUGCAUGUGACAGACUGAUACCUCACGAGGCUUCUUCUCUCAAAGCUGAGACCUUGAAACUGAGAUACUCCUUUUGGAUCCCAGAGCAAUGUUGUGGGCGUACUGCCAAAUUGCUUAUUUACAUUUACAUUUUAGUCAGUUAGCAGACGCUCUUAUCCAGAGCGACUUACAGUUAGUGAGUGCAUACAUUUUCAAACUUGGCCCCCCGUGGGAAUCGAACCCACAACCCUGACGUUGCAAGGGCGCUACCAACUGAACUACAGGGGCUUAUCAGUGAUAUUAUGGUUAACUCCUGUUUGUAGUCAAUCUGUCACUCGCAUGAACCCAACCAAUUACAAAGCAUCAUUAUUCUAAACAUACGAUCUGAUACACACAUAGAACAUUUCCAUCACAAUGUGAUUGGCAAAUGAGUUGGACACACAAUUUAUUGGUGAGAUUUUUCAACUCAUUUACCAAUCACGUCAUGUUUUUUUUUUGUAUUCCCAUUGUGAUUGGUCCCUGUACCCAUAGGAAGGGCCAAAUCCUGGCCCUGAUGCGUUUGUUUUACUUUUAGCAGUGAAGCACUUUUUAUAAACUUCCACUGCCCUCCGAGAGUUCCUCAGUUUCCUCUUCACUUCAGUUUGCUCCUCAAUUCAUGCACCUUUGGAGAGCGAGGUAGUAGCGUUGUAUUCACAGAAUUGUCAUACGAUUAAUAACAGCUAUUGCAUUUCAUAACAAAAUUGGCAUGCACUUGAAACUAUUUUGCCACACAGUCUUAACAUGCUUGAAGAACAGGCACUCUUUAUCCCGCACUAUCCAGCACACCGCCAAGGAGCGAUUCUACCACAGCAGAGUUCAUAGAGGUCCAUGCGCUGGACGGCAGAGCCAUCACCAUAGUGAGCACCAGGACCCAGACAGACUGGGAGUGGGCGGAGCAGACACUCACAGACAGCUGUCAAGGUAGUCAGAAUGUCAGACGGUUUGGGUUGGAAUGCGUCACACUUUUCUGCUGCUCCCCCCCCCCCCCCUCUGACUACUCAAACAUCUGUCAGCACCUUCCUACAAUUACCUCCUCUCUCGUAGUUCAAAGUGAAGUGGAGCGGUUUGAGCCAAAAGCCUCAUCCCAGACAGCCCUCCAGUGUGAAGUUAUUGGGCCUGAUUCAGAGGUAAGGUAGGCUAACAUGUAUAUAGCCUACGGUAUGUGAUUAGUUAAUAGAAAAUAGUUCAAUCACAGCAGGGCUAUUCAAUCAACCAAUUUACUACCAAACAAAACAAAACAGAAAAUAUUGAUUGAUCUUUUGUGUCGUCUGGAAGAACGAAGAGCCAGACGAGGAGAAGGAGGAUGAGUCGCAUGGUAUACCUAAUGUGGGGCCACCUUCCCUGUUGGCCUACAAACCCGAGUCGAAACAACCGCCGGUUCAUUUUGAAAAGGUAAGCAACCUCCAGCACUUUGGAUUAGAAAUGAUACAAUGACUAUGAAGUUAAAGUGCAGACUGUCAGCUUUAAUUUGAGGGUAUUUCCAUCCAUAUCGGAUGAACCGUUGUGUGUGUUAAAGUAAUAAAACGUUACGUGUUCUGUCCCAUAGUUGUAGCACGCAAUGACUAAAAAAAGGGCUGUGUAGGCUUACCCUGGCUUGACGUUUUGAUAACCGUGUACUGUAAAAUGAUACAUUAUUUACCAUUCAUUUCUAUUGGGCACAAAAUAAUCUGAAACACAAUCAAAACAAAUAGCAAGUGCAUCCAACAAAUGUGUAAAGUCACAAGCUCGAUGUAGUCAUUGUGUGCUAUGAAUAUGGGACCAAAUACUUAACUUUUUACUACUUUAAUACACAUAUAAGUGAAUAUUUCCCAAUACUUUUGAUCCCCUAAAAUGGGGGGAGUACAAACAAAAAGUUCUGUAAUUUCUGAACGGUUCCCCGAUAUGGAUGAAAAUACCCUCAAAAUAAAGCUGACAGUCACCUCAUAGUCAUUGUAUCAUUUUGUAUCCAAAGUGCUGGAGUACAGAGCCAAAACCACAAAACCACACUUACUAGAGCUUACUCUAUUCCCACAGUGCUUGUUGUUUUCAUGAUGACAUAUUUCAUGUUAAAUACAUAAUAUAGUACUGCACAUACAUCAUAUAGUACUGUACGUACAUACAUCCAUAUUAUAGUACUGUACAUCCAUACUAUAGUACUGUACAUCCAUACUAUAGUACUGUACAUCCAUAUUAUAGUACUGUACAUCCAUACGAUAGUACUGUACAUCCAUAUUAUAGUACUGUACAUCCAUACGAUAGUACUGUACAUCCAUACGAUAGUAAUUAAUGUACAUCCAGUACUGUACAUCCAUACGAUAGUACUGUACAUCCAUACGAUAGUACUGUACAUCCAUACUAUAGUACUCUACAUCCAUACGAUAGUACUGUACAUCCAUACUAUAGUACUGUACAUCCAUACUAUAGUACUGUACAUCCAUAUUAUAGUACUGUACAUCCAUACGAUAGUACUGUACAUCCAUACUAUAGUACUCUACAUCCAUACGAUAGUACUGUACAUCCAUACUAUAGUACUGUACAUCCAUACUAUAGUACUGUACAUCCAUAUUAUAGUACUGUACAUCCAUACGAUAGUACUGUACAUCCAUACGAUAGUACUGUACAUCCAUACUAUAGUACUCACCAUACAUGGUAUAGUAUUGUACAUACAUAAUAUAGUACAGUAGAUACAUACACACAAAAUAUAGUACUGUACAUAUAUAAUAUAGUACUGUACAUACAGUAUCUCACAAAAGUGAGUGCACCCCUCACAUUUUUGUAAAUGUUUGAGUAUAUCUUUUCAUGUGACAACACUGAAGAAAUUACACUUUGCUACAAUUUAAAGUAGUGAGUGUACAGCUUGUAUAACAGUGUAAAUUUGCUGUCCCCUCAAAAUAACACAACCAUUUAUGUCUAAACCGCUGGCAACAAAAGUGAAUACACCCCUAAGUGAAAAUGUCCAAAUUGGGCCCAAAGUGUCAAUAUUUUGUGUGGCCACCAUCAUUUUCCAGCACUGCCUUAACCCUCUUGGGCAUGGAGUUCACCAGAGCUUCACAGGUUGCCACUGGAGUCCUCUUCCACUCCUCCAUGACGACAUAACGGAGCUUGUGGAUGUUAGAGACCUUGCACUCCUUCACCUUCCGUUUGAGGAUGCCCCACAGAUGCUCAAUAGGGUUUAGGUCUGGAGACAUGCUUGGCCAGUCCAUCACCUUUACCCUCAGCUUCUUUAGCAAGGCAGUGGUCGUCUUGGAGGUGUGUUUGGGGUCGUAAUCAUGUUGGAAUACUGUCCUGCCGCCCAGUCUCCGAAGGGAGGGGAUCAUGCUCUGCUUCAGUAUGUCACAGUACAUGUUGGCAUUCAUGGUUCCCUCAAUGAACUGUAGCUCCCCAGUGCCGGCAGCACUCAUGCAGCCCCAGACCAUGACACUCCCACCACCAUGCUUGACUGUAGGCAAGACACACUUGUCUUUGUACUCCUCACCUGGUUGCCGCCACACACGCUUGACACCAUCUGAACCAAAUAAGUUUAUCUUGGUCUCAUCAGACCACAGGACAUGGUUCCAGUAAUCCAUGUCCUUAGUCUGCUUGUCUUCAGCAAACUGUUUGCGGGCUUUCUUGUGCAUCAUCUUUAGAAGAGGCUUCCUUCUGGGACGACAGCCAUGCAGACCAAUUUGAUGCAGUGUGCGGCGUAUGGUCUGAGCACUGACAGGCUGACCCCCCACCCCUUCAACCUCUGCAGCAAUGCUGGCAGCACUCAUACGUCUAUUUCCCAAAGACAACCUCUGGAUAUGACACUGAGCACGUGCACUCAACUUCUUUGGUCGACCAUGGCGAGGCCUGUUCUGAGUGGAACCUGUCCUGUUAAACCGCUGUAUGGUCUUGGCCACCGUGCUGCAGUUCAGUUUCAGGAUCUUGGCAAUCUUCUUAUAGCCCAGGCCAUCUUUAUGUAGAGCAACCAUUCUUUUUUUCAGAUCCUCAGAGAGUUCUUUGCCAUGAGGUGCCAUGUUGAACUUCCAGUGACCAGUAUUAGGGAGUGUGAGAGCGAUGACACCAAAUUUAACACACCUGCUCACCAUUCACACCUGAGACCUUGUAACACUAACAAGUCACAUGACACCGGGGAGGGAAAAUGGCUAAUUGGGGCCCAAUUUGGACAUUUUCACUUAGGGGUGUACUCACUUUUUGUUGCCAGCGGUUUAGACAUUAAUGGAUGUGUGUUGUGUUAUUUUGAGGGGACAGCAAAUUUACACUGUUAUACAAGCUGUACACUCACUACUUUACAUUGUAGCAAAGUGUCAUUUCUUCAGUGUUGUCACAUGAAAAGAUAUACUCAAAUAUUUACAAAAAUGUGAGAGGGGUGUACUCACUUUUGUGAGAUACUGUACAUACAUAACAUAGUACUGUCCAUACAUAAUAUAGUCCUGUACAUACAUUUUGCAUUAGAGGAGUGAGUGAUGAUGAUGGUGAAGCUUGACUACUUUAGAUCCCAGUGGUGUCCAGCUCUGGAUCCUCUCAGUCCAAACGGGACACAGAGUUUGUUCUAUGUGACUACUGCCAGCAACCCUGUAACCCUUUCAUACGCCGGGAACAAUUGGAAAAUAAUCGUGACCUGGAAUUGGUGAGUCCUGCUGACAGUGAAGUUGUUCUUCAGACUAUCAAUUCAAAGCAAAUCAAUACAAGUAACAAUGGGCCAGUCUAUAAAUACCUGUUUCAGAGAGAGACUGGAAUGAUUGCAUUCUUAUGUUCCUUUAUUGCUCCUGGUGUGGAUCGCAUGCUGCUGAGAUUGUAGAUAUGGGUUAGAAUUAAGAAUCUCCUACACCCAUAGAACCGUUUUUUUCUUCUUUUUUUUUCUACUCAGCUCUUUUGCUGUGAACGGGCUCAGAAAAUGCGAGAGUUUCUCCUGGAAGAGGAGCGGGCCUUAGCUGCUGUGGAGGUGAACAGGAAGAUUGAUGUGGGCCCUCACCCACCCUUCAUGAACAAGCACGAGAAGAGAGCUGCAAAGGAGCGGGCAGAGCAGAGGUGAAAGCAUCUAGAUGAUGUUAUACCCUGUCCAUUUUGGUGUCAGCUAUUUGAAACCCCCUGCAGUCGGCUCCUGUAAAAGGCGCUGCAGGGUCAAUCCGUCGUCUGCAAUGGCCGUGCCGCAUUUAUGGUAAUACGGCCUCUGCAGAAGUCAGGGCAUUCAUACAGUACUUAUUGAGCUUCGCGGAGCAGCGCAUAGCUGUUGUGAAGGAAGUUGUCAAGGAAGUGAGUUUGUGUUUAUACACGACCUCCCGCCCCCACCUACCGUCAACCAAUCAUGUCAAUGUGGAGCUAUACAGAGCCCUCUGCAUUGUUACAACAUUUGGGAGGCUCCGGAGGCUCCACAAUUGCGUCACACCCUCCAUACUGAGUCUCCGACCACAUUUUCAGAUCAAGCAUAAAUGGUCUCUAAUCGAAUGAUGGUGCGCCUCACACCUCUCAACAUACAUGUGUAAUAGAGCCCCACAGUAUGAGUCAUAAUACCCAUAAAACUCACGCCAGGGUAAGCCGACACGAAACACAGCCCUUAUUUUAAGUGUUUCUAAAAUCCCCUCUGGGAGAAAUGAACGGGGGAAAACGAUUGGAACCAUUUCCCUGUUUGACCGCUAGGUUUUAUGGGUAUUAUGACACCUCCACUGUGGGGCUCUAUGUGCCCUUUUUAGACUUAAAAGCUAAACGUGGCCAAAGGGACACAUUUCUGUCAGAGUGUGAGUUUUGGAAAGAAGAGGAGAGUUUUCCACUUAAUCUCCCAAAGUAGUGUGAAUCACUUCACGCUGUUCCGAUGGUGCACUCUGAGGAAGGCCAAACUCUAUUUUAACCCAUUUUAACUUAAGGUUGCGGGAAUGGGAACUUCAGAAGGUCCUGAAUACAGGCAAUCAGAACCGAUUUUUUUCAGGUAAGUCCAUUUUCACGCUUUCACAAAAAAUCCUUGAUACAUUAAAUAGUUAAAAUGCUUAUUAUCUAACUAACAUGAGAUGCUGAGUAUAGUGACUUUGCAUUCUCAGACAAAAAUGUAAAUACAGGGUUAUUUUUCUUGUGUUUUUAAGGUCAGAUCAAAACCAUAUCCUACAGACUGUCCAAUGAGGUUUGGACUAUCCAAGAGGAGUCACGCUUCCCUCAGAUGGACGUCAUGGACUCCUCAGACAUCUUCACCCUCCAGGGGGAGAUGGACAGGCAGCACAGAGAGAGGGUAGGUUUCUGCAUUAACACCAUCCCUGUACUGUCACUGACACCAACUUAUCUCAUCUGAGUGCUCACUACACCUAUUCCCUUAAUGUUCAGGUCCACGCUAUCCCUUACUGUUCAGGUCCACGCUAUCCCUUACUGUUCAGGUCCACGCUAUCCCUUACUGUUCAGGUCCACGCUAUCCCUUACUGUUCAGGUCCACGCUAUCCUUUACUGUUCAGGCCCACGCUAUCCCUUACUGUUCAGGUCCACGCCAUCCCUUACUGUUCAGGUCCACGUGACCCCUUACUGUUCAGGUGAAUGCUAUCCCUUACUGUUCAGAUCCAUGCUAUCCCUUACUGUUCAGGUCCAUGCUAUCCCUUACUGUUCAGGUCCAUGCUAUCCCUUACUGUUCAGGUCCAUGCUAUCCCUUACUGUUCAGGUCCAUGCUAUCCCUUACUGUUCAGGUCCAUGCUAUCCCUUACUGUUCAGAUCCACGCUAUCCCUUACUGUUCAGGUCCAUGCUAUCCCUUACUGUUCAGGUCCACGCUAUCCCUUACUGUUCAGGUCCACGCUAUCCCUUACUGUUCAGGUCCAUGCUAUCCUUUACUGUUCAGGUCCAUGCUAUCCCUUACUGUUCAGGUCCACGUGACCCCUUACUGUUCAGGUGAAUGCUAUCCCUUACUGUUCAGGUCCAUGGACUACCAUAAAUGAGUGAUGUAUUUGUUUGUUUUUUAGAGAACACAUUUGCUUCUGAGGUUUUAUCCAAAUGGCAAACCCUUCAUCACGUUAUAUCCGGAUGGAACAGGUAAUGUGUUGUAUCUUUUUAUUAAAGGGACUCAGGCACCAGGCUUGUCUACAAUUGUACAAUAGUUUUGCAAUAAGUUCCUUAGUGGAAACAAAGCUAUCCAUCUGGGAAUGUUGCUAUCAUAAUCUCCUCUGUGGAGGCUGCUGACUUCAUCUAUAUAAUCAUGGAGGACAAGGACUUUGAGCCAAACCUUGAGGCCAUGUUUACAACCAGAGGCCAGUCUACAUGCUACCACCCCAAUGGACUUAUAUGGUGUGUACCCCCCAAUGCUUGCCCUGAAAAUCACGUACACAGAUCAACUGUGGCAAUGUUCUGCGAUUACUGCAUGUCUAUACUGUAACUGUGGCCUACCUGUGUGUGGAACGUGGACCUAAGCUUUGGGGUGUGUGUGUGUGUGUGUGUUUGAAGGGUGAACCUGACCCAGUUGGGAGGAUCCUGCUGCAGUGAGACCGGGGCUCUGAGACGACGCUGGAACUGGCUAGACCUUGAGCACCACAUCCAAGCCCCUCCCUUCCAGCCCAUCUGUCUGGUCAUAGGUAGCCACAUCAGCCUCCGUAUCCAGUCCCAGGAACGCAUCUACCUCACCUUCUCAUCUCGCCAAAGCAGAGCGCGCUUCAACGUGGGCUCCAAACUCAAGGUGAGUCAUCACAGGACUGUCUCAAGUGAGUACAUAUUGGGUGAACAUCUCCAUCGUUUACCAUUGAUGGAUUUUCAAGGAUAGGUACAGUAACACACGGAAACAUUCAUAGCUGCUAAUCUCAUGGACGCGCUCCAUCCCCAUGUGGUCUGACUGUUUUCUGUUGUGUUUAUCCUCUCCUUAGCGAACCCACACAGAAGACCUAGUGUUGCCGGGGCCAAACAUCCUGCAGCAACAUCUCCAAAUGAAAAGCCUGGAGAUUUACUCUCUGCUGGACAGGAUGCGGACAUGCAUGGCCUACCAGCAUUCGGCCAAUCCCCACAACAUUAAGCCCCAUUACAGCCUCAUUGCCCAGAUGCAGAGACUCAAGAGGCAGAUGGAAAAACAGAGCUCGCCCAAAAAUACCAAAGCUCUCAUGGCUUCUAAGGACUUU